GGAUUUGCGGCUGCUAUUCAAACAUUUUCGUGACAUGUCCAAAGGCCAUGAUACUUGUAAUGAAUAUCCAAGUUCAGAAAUCACCGAAGUUGAAGCAACAUCAGGACACAAGUUGACUUCUUCGCAGAAAGAAAUGGAACAACCACUUGAGACAGGGCAUGAAUUUGAUGAAAAUGUUCCUCAAAAGGAGAUGCCAUCAGUAGCAACAAUACCAACAGACUCAGAAGAGUUAAUGAAUGAACAAUGUCCACUUGCAGAAACUGAUGCUAGCGUCAAACCUUCUCAGGAAAAUAAUUUGGAGGGUUCAACGUCAGAAAAAAAUGUAGCAUCAACUUUGUCGACCAUUUCAGAAACAACAAGGAAUGAGCUACCUAUACAAUUAGUUUCUCCUAAAACAAAGGGCAUCGAAUUACGAGUUGAAGAAGGAACCACAUCAGCUAAUGCCAAGAUAAUAACACCAUCACUUCAUUCAAAAUCACUCAGUUCUUCAUUAGGUCAAUUAGAUACUUCUAAGCAUAAAACAACUUCACAGGACGAUGGCGAUGGCCGAAGAGUCGUAGCUUCUCCCCUAACUGCCAUAACAAAGCCUCUUACCACUCAAGAUGUUGAUGUUAAAAUCUGGCAGGAAACUAGCAAGACUAAGGAUGAUCAAGUUUCUCUAAAUGAUGAUGCUGUCAUAAAAGUAAGCUCAAAUAUUGAGAAUCAGUUUCCUAACGAUGAUGAAUUUAGAGUUUCAGAACCUAAGCCCUCUCCUAGCAAUAAACUUCCUAAGCAUCUUGCAUUUCAAACUCCUUCAAUCCCUUCUGAAGGGAACUCUUCUCAAAUAAUGGAAAAGUCAAGUUCUCCUUCAAUUGUCAUGUCGAAGCUUCGGCAACUGGUCUCGGAGAAUUACUUGGAUUAUGAGAACUUGUCUUUGUUGACUGAUUUCCUUGUUAAGCACCCUUCACUUCUUUUAAAGGACACAUCACUGAGUAAUAGAUACAAGGGUUAUGCUUACGGCUGUCUCGCUGAGCUGUUACAAUUUCUUCAAACCCAUAGUGUGUUUGAUGUGUUGGGUUCAAGCCGCUCUAAAUUUGUUAAGUUAUUACAAGAUGUACGCAGCUUUGCUUUUGAUAAGGCUUGGUUGGAUAGUCUCGAAAGACGUGCAUUGUUUUCGGAUAUACAAGUCUCUCAAAAUGAAUUUCAAAAACUGUUGGAUUCCAAGCAACAAGUCUCCAAGGAAGUUGAAGUGUUGCGUUUUAAGAUAGACGUCUUAAGUCAAAAUGUGGAAGAUCUUAAGCAUCAAUUGACAUCCUCGGAGACUGUUUUGAAGAGUAUUAUUCAAAAAGAGGAACAAGUUUUAGAAACAAGGGCUGCUUUAAGUGCCCCUCUUGGCUAUUAGACUAUCAUUUGUUGUUGGAGCUUUUUAUCAUUUGAAAUGAAUUACUAUCUUAUUCAA
Medicago truncatula (barrel medic) is the source of this 1438-nucleotide messenger RNA. RefSeq lists its product as uncharacterized. The record is from RefSeq and is a predicted model, not a curated record. Lineage: Eukaryota; Viridiplantae; Streptophyta; Magnoliopsida; Fabales; Fabaceae. Bases 35 to 1381 code for a protein of 448 amino acids. The transcript is spliced from 8 exons.